This is a messenger RNA of Racocetra persica, 1503 nucleotides long. NCBI's taxonomy places the organism in Eukaryota, Fungi, Glomeromycota, Glomeromycetes, Diversisporales, Gigasporaceae. The record is from the annotation of a GenBank genome assembly.
AUGAAUGGACUUUUCAUCAUAUUCAUUAUAUGCAUCCUGACAACUAAUUUGGAUGCUUCUAAUGCACCAGGUCACCUAUACCGAAGGCAAGAAAAUAAUACUGUUAAUCCACCAUCGACCGCAGCAUCAGGAAUUUUAUGUCCUACAACGCCAGUUCCUUUUACAACAACUGUAAAUUCAAGUGCAUCAACGACAGUAUCAACUGUUACUGGCUCAACCACUUCGUUUGUUACCAUUACAGGUCAAGCAAUACCCAGUGUAAUUACGACCACACUUCCUGCCAUAGAUUUUAAUCAACCUAUAAGAGCACGUAAUGAAACAAUACCAUCUCAAGCUUAUAAAGUUGCAUCAGAUUAUAAAAUUAUCACUUCUAAACGAGGAUUUUCUAAUUGUGGUGGUAUUAUUGAUAUCGAUGAUUUCCGUAUACUUUAUUCUGCAUCAAAAAAAACGUUUAUUCCUUUUUUUAGAGGUCGAUCUCCAGUUGUUGUAGAUAAUGCAACGGCUCGUGUUUAUGUUCAAAUAUAUGGAACGUCUGUUGCAUUAGAAUUUAAUGGUAUUCCCUGCUAUGGAGAAAAGAACGCAAGUCCUUGUACUUCAGAUAAUGUAAUUGAUUCAGGCAACACAUUUGAUGAAUCUAUAGCAAAAAAAGUUGGGGGAUUUUUAAUUAAAUAUGGAUAUUUUUCUUUAAUUGAAUCGCUUGGUGGUUAUGCAAUUUUGACAGUUCAAACUGGUGAUAAUGAUCCGUACCUUGCCUGCGCAAUGGCAAAGGUUGCUGACGAUGAUACUAUGGCUGAUUCACUUGUUUCUCCAAGUGCUGCAACCGCUUAUACCGCUGCUUCGGCGGCAGUGGGUGUAGUAUGUUUGGCCCUUGCUGCUGGUGGGAUCGUCACUGUUGCCACAGUAGGGACUGAUGCACCUCCUGAUGAAGUUUAUGAUGUGGGUAAUGAGCCACUUGACAAGGCAGAGAACGGAAACCUCAGAGAUGCACCAGGCAUAGGUGAUCAUCCGGCAACCGAAACUCCAUCACACAUACAAUACCCAUCGUUUUAUGACUUUAUAUUUUAUACCCAAUCGAUCAUUGCUACUGGAUGGCUCACGUUAAAUUUAACUUCUGAAUAUCGGAAAUUCACAUCAACGUUCUCAUGGGCAAUUGCACAGGGAUUUAUAAAUCUUAAAAUACUCGCUUCUGCCGCAAAUAAUUUACGUUAUAACAUUUGUGGUGUAAUGCUUAGUACGAACACGAAUGCAAUAUCAGCUCCAGGAACAUGUGUGGACAGUGAAAAUGGAUACACAUUACCACCAGUAGGGUCAAGUUCUAGUCUUACGUUUGGUACUAAUAAUAGUGUUCCUACAAGUACGCCACAAACUGUCACAAAUCCGUAUGGAAUUGAUUCAUACGCUCAUAUAAUUGGUAUUCCUGUGGAAGACCUUCCUUUUGCCUCAAUAAUGGGAUUCUUAGCUGUUACGGGUAUUGCAAUCACUUUGGUUCUUUUAAGUGCUAUU